GGUGAAACAUCCAGUUGAUAAGUCGACGACCUUUCACCACUUUCUUUUUCUUUGGUGCUCGUUUUUUUGUGCUCGAAAAAUUCGUGCUCCGCUCGCUGGGAUAUACUCCCCAGAUGCCUUGGCCUGCAGUAUAAGUCUGGAUCAAAGUCGGGUGGCUUUGAGGAGAUCACCGCGUCGCCGCCAUGUCUUCGUUGCGCUGCUGCCAAGCUCUGUCCGCCUCCGAUUUCCUGGCCAGGAACCAAAUCUCCUCCGAGGCUCUUGGGGCGAGAUCGCUGCCACAGUCCUGCAAUGCCGCCGCCGCUAGGAGGAAGAUUUGCUGCUCGCAGCGGCCACAUUUUGCUGUAGAGACGAAAGUGGCAGCCGCAGAGAGGAUCAAGACAGGCUUCCAGAAGUUUAAAGCGGAGACAUACACGCAGAAUCCAGAGCUUUUCAACGAGCUGGCCAACGGACAAUCUCCCAAGUUCAUGGUGAUUGCUUGCUCUGACUCGAGAGUUUGUCCCACCACCGUUCUGGGGUUCCAGCCGGGAGAGGCUUUCGUUGUUCGCAACGUUGCUAACAUGGUGCCUCCUCCAGAACAGGCUGGUUAUCCUGGAACAAGUGCCGCUCUGGAGUACGCUGUCACGGCUCUCAAGGUCGAGAACAUACUGGUAAUUGGACACAGCAGAUGUGGAGGCAUCAAAGCCCUCAUGACUCAGAAAGAAAACGCAGCCAAGUGGAGUGCUUUCAUCGAAGACUGGAUCGAGAUCGGUCGCCCUGCCCGUGCAUCAACGCUCAAGUCCGAGCCGGAGGGGCAGAUCGACCACCAAUGCACGAAAUGCGAGAAGGAGUCCGUGAACGUCUCCCUAUCCAACCUUCUCGGCUUCCCGUUCGUCAAAGAGGCAGUAACCAGCGGCACAGUCGCUCUCCACGGAGGCUACUACAACUUUGUAGAUGGCGCGUUCGAGUACUGGACGUUUGGAGCUGAUGGAAAACCCGGCGAAAUCUCCAAGUUCUGAUCUUGCAAUCGAGAGUAUAUAAUCUUCCACAGAUCAAAUCGCCUCACCUCACCAGUGAGUGAAACUCCAGUUGUGGAAGAAACCAUAAGAAAAAAUGCCUCUGUCCAACUUUAUAGCUUACUUGGCGGGAUGGAAGGUUUUAGGGUUUAAA
Molecule: messenger RNA, 1146 nt
Organism: Selaginella moellendorffii
Lineage: Eukaryota; Viridiplantae; Streptophyta; Lycopodiopsida; Selaginellales; Selaginellaceae
Product: carbonic anhydrase 2-like
Exons: 8
Coding region: 183-995 (270 amino acids)
Biological process (GO): carbon utilization
Molecular function (GO): carbonate dehydratase activity; zinc ion binding
Source: RefSeq, a predicted model, not a curated record